UGGGUGUGGCCGGUCCGCCAUGUUGGCCGCUUUGUGGGCCGCGCUACGCGUCUAUGCCGUGGGCGUCGCGGUGACGAUGGUGCAGUUGCUACGCCGCCUGCGCGGGGGCUUCCGGCCUCCGGAGCUACCCCUGCAGGCGGACCGCGUGGCCAUCGUGACUGGGGCGACCAGGGGUGUCGGGCUGAGCACUGCAUGCCAGCUGGCGAGGCUAGGAAUGCGUGUCAUCGUGGCUGGGAACGAUGAGCACAGAGGCCAUGAGGUCGUUGCCAGGAUCCAGGAGGAGUCUGGACCUGAGAGUGCCCACUUCCUGUUUCUGGACCUGGCUUCGCUGUCUUCCGUCCGCAGCUUUGUGCGCAACUUUGAGGCCACAGCACUGCCACUGCACCUGCUCAUCAACAACGCCGGUGUUAUGCUGGACCCGAGUGGCAACACCAAGGACGGAUUCGAGCGCCACGUGGGCGUGAACUUUUUAGGCCACUUCCUGCUGACUUCCCUGCUGUUGCCAGCCCUGCGGGCCUCUGGGCACCAGGGACGCAAGUCGCGCGUCAUCACUGUCUGCUCCUCCACUCACUGGGUGGGCCAGGCGGAUGUGGCCAGGCUGCUGGGGCAGAGCCCUGCCCCCUGUGCCCUGGCUGCAUACGCUGGCAGCAAACUGGCCCUGGCUCUGUUCUCCUUGCGGCUGCAGCGCUUGCUCAGUGCCCUGGGCGACCCUGUCACUGCCAACAUUGUCGACCCAGGCGUGGUUGACACCGCACUCUUCGCCCAUGCUGGGUGGGGGACCCGCGCAGUGCAGCGCUUCCUGGGAUGGCUGCUGUUCAAGACCCCCGAUGAGGGGGCUUGGACCUCAGUGUAUGCAGCAGCAUCGCCCAAGCUCGAAGGGAUCGGAGGUCGCUACCUGCGGGACGAGGCGGAGGCUGAGGUGCUGGGGGCUGCGAGAGACCUGGAGCUGCAGGGGCAUCUGUGGGCAGAGUCUUGUAGACUGACUGGCGCGGCCUGGGUGGCGGUCGGGGAAUAAAGGUGUCAUCUUCCUGCUGCCUCA
Messenger RNA from Rattus norvegicus (Norway rat), 1039 nucleotides. It is a transcript of the gene Dhrsx, whose product is annotated as dehydrogenase/reductase X-linked. The record is from RefSeq and is marked validated. The transcript is spliced from 7 exons. The coding region runs from base 20 to 1015 and encodes 331 amino acids. Lineage: Eukaryota; Metazoa; Chordata; Mammalia; Rodentia; Muridae. Gene Ontology annotation, cellular component: lipid droplet; extracellular region.